AGCUUGCUGUGAUAUCAUUGAUGUGUUACGAAAUCAUAUAAUUAAAUCCAAUAAGGUUUGUUUAUGUAAUUGUCUUUUGACUUAGCAUGAAUCAUCUUGUUCGACGAUCACAAGUCGGUAGCUUGUUGAGGAUUUUUCCUUGUAGGUUUUCCAUAUUCCGCUUCCCCAAAACAGUAUCUUUGCCGGUUGAAGAGCUCAAGAAUGAGGAAGAUUUGCUCCGGAAGCAGGAGAUCGAAAGAAGAAAAGAAAAAUUACGGAAAUAUAUGCAGAACCGAACAAAACGUUCAGAACUAAAAAGCCUUUAUGAUCAGUGUGAGGUGGACGGUGAAAAGAUGGAACCCGAAGGAGUACCGAUUCACAAGAUGUUAGCUUCUUACAUAUCAGAAUUUGACGUAACUGGAUUGGAAAAGUAUUUGAACAAGUUAGAGGAGAAAAGACCAAAGGGAUUUGCUUUAGCUAUGCUGCGUAGGUCAGAGCCGUUACUGGUUACUAAUGAGUAUUACGACAUCCUCGGACCAAUUAGAGUCUUUGGGACUCUCAGGAUACUGUAUAGGCGUUUCGGAGAAAAGGAAGACCUUCGCCGUUUGUGGAACUUAGCUAGGGACAUGAAAGCGGUUAAGUCCAUCAAUGAAUAUAUUUGCACGAUUCUGGCGUUUUGGUUGAAAGACGAUAUCGAUGGGGCUCACGAAGUUCUUGAAGAGUGGGAUACCGGAGAACAUCGUUAUUUCGAAGUCAAGAUAAAAGAUAUUCUGGAAUUUUCUCCGUGCAGAAAACUUGUGAUACAAGGCACCGAGUUGAUGGUGAAUGGCAUGUUCGAAGAACAUAAGGAAGAGGAGGAGAAGAAGAAGACGGCAAUGGAGGUGAGGCUUAACGGAUGGGACCCAAAGAAAAAUCUUGCUUUGUCUGCGUACGCAUGUGUUCAAUAUGUGGAGGGUCAUAGAGACAUUGAGAGUACAGUUGAUGUUUUGAGAUUGUUGGGGAAGCGUGAGCCGCAAGAUGCUAUUAUGGAUGAAGACCGAUUGAGUAGGAAAUUGGUGGAGGCAAUGAGAGGAGGAGGAUACGUUGGUGAAGUUUGAACAAGAGUGAUGAUAAUUAUAUAUAGUGAAGAUUCGCAUUAACCAGGUCCUAUAAACAAAUACCAAGACG
Messenger RNA from Arabidopsis arenosa, 1146 nucleotides. The record is from the annotation of a GenBank genome assembly. Lineage: Eukaryota; Viridiplantae; Streptophyta; Magnoliopsida; Brassicales; Brassicaceae.